Messenger RNA from Carassius auratus (goldfish), 4054 nucleotides. RefSeq lists its product as uncharacterized. NCBI's taxonomy places the organism in Eukaryota, Metazoa, Chordata, Actinopteri, Cypriniformes, Cyprinidae. Bases 92 to 4054 code for a protein of 1320 amino acids. Gene Ontology annotation, molecular function: GTP binding. The transcript is spliced from 7 exons. The record is from RefSeq and is a predicted model, not a curated record.
ACGCAAAAUCACUUUUUCAAACCUCUGCUGAUAAGUGUUUGUCUUUCAGAGUUAUUCUUUUGAAUUUUUAUUUUAAGGCCUAUGUGUUAAAAUGGCAUCAGCGAGACAACUGAGGAUUGUUCUGCUGGGGAAGAAUGGAUCAGAAAACAGCAGAGUGGGAAAUACUAUACUGGGUGCAGAAGGAUUUCGCAGUGAAUCUGCAACUAAUUCACAGCAGCACAGUAAGAGAAUCAGUGGAGCUGUGGAGGGGAGACACAUCACAGUCAUCAACACUCCUCACCUCCUCCAGCCAAAUCUCCCAUACCAUCUGACAAUCCAGAGAGUGAGAGAGUGUGUGUCUCUGGCUGCUCCAGGACCUCAUGUGAUCGCACUCAUUCUGCAGAGUAAGGACUUCAACAAGGAGGACAGACAGAGGGUGAACACUGUGCUGAACCUCUUCAGUGAGCAAGCCAUGAAACACACUAUAGUGCUGACUACUGAUGAAGAGACACGCGGCUCAAUAUUCACUAGGAAUAACGCCAUUCAUAAUGUAAUAAAGGAGUGUGGAGGAAGACAUUUUAGGUUUGAUACAAUAAACCCUGGAUGGCGCUCAGAGAUCUUCAGAAGGAUGGAGAAGAUGCUCAAGGAAAAACACGGAGAAUAUCUAAUCUGCAACAUGUAUGAGGAAGGAGUGAGGACUACUGGAAAAACAAAGCUGAACAUUGUGCUGUGUGGAAAUAAUUCAACACUCAAGAGCAUAGUGUCUAGAAUGUUUAGAGGGACAGUAAUUAAACCAAUGAAUAAACUUCUACCACAGAAAGAGAUGAGCAGAGUGUGUCAGAAGAGAGAGGGAACGAUUCAUGGACGGCAGAUCAGUGUCCUGGAGCUUCCAGCUCUGUCACAGCUCUCAGAGCAGGAAGUGAUGCAGGAGACUUACCGCUGUCUGUUUCUCUGUGAUCCUGGAGUUCACCAUUUCAUCCUCGUUACUCCUGUCUGUCCACUUACAAAAGAAGACAAAGCAGAAAUGGAGAAUAUUAAAAGAAUAUUUAAUUCUAAUGAGCACUUCAUGGUGCUUUUCAUUGCUGAACUCUCUGUCGACCAAAGUGUGAUAGAUUAUGUAGAAUCCACAGAAUCUCAGAAGGCUGUGAGUCUGUAUGGGAGUUGGUACGAUGUGAUGGGUUUAAAGGACCAGAGAAGCUCCCAACAGAUCUCAGACCUGUUUGAUUGUAUAGAGAGCAUGAAGACUGAACCCUAUUCUCUGCAGACAUAUAUGAGAGCUCCAGAAAAGAAAGUCAGACAUGAGCUAGAGGAGAAACUGAGAGUGAGAGACAAUGAAAUCAAAGAAUUACAGAUGAAGAUCAAGACGCUGGAGGGUGUGAGGCUGAAUCUGGUGGUGUGUGGGAGUAACAGAGAAUUAAUAUCCUUCAUAUCAAACCUGAUCCUGAAGCAGAGCGAGAGCAGAUCAGAGCUGAGCUCAGAGUGUGUGAGGAGAGACGUGGAGCUUGAUGGACGUCUGGUCAGUCUGGUGGAGCUUCCAGCUCUGUUCAACACUCAGCUCUCAGAGGAGGAAGUGAUGCGUCAGACUCACCGCUGUGUGUCUCUCUGUCAUCCUGGAGUUCAUGUGUUCAUCCUCAUCAUUCCUGAUGCUCCACUUAAUAAUGAAGACAGAGCAGAAAUAGAGGAGAUCCAGAGGAUCUUCAGCUCUAGAGUCAACAAACACAUCAUGAUCCUCAUAAAGCAGGAUUCAGAGCAUCAGACUGCAGAACUCAAUGAAGAAACACAGUCUGUCAUUGAGAGAUUUGGAGGACGACAUAAUUUCAUUGGUCCAAACACACAAGCAUCUGUGUUGUUGGAGAAAUUAAAGCAGAUGGUUGAAGAAAAUAGUGGUGAUUAUUUCUCCACAGACAAAUUGAUGGACGAAAAGAUGGAAAAUCUGCAGAAAUUUGAAAUAAGGAGGGCAAUUCAUUCAUUAGAGAAGUGGUUUCAGUCCCAAGAUUCAAAAGAAAGAGAAGAUGAACUAAGGAUUGUGCUGCUGGGAAAAACUGGAGUUGGGAAGAGUUCAACAGGAAACACCAUUUUAGGAAGAAAAGUGUUUGAAUCAGACAUUUCUCAAACAUCUAUUACUAAAGUGUGUCAUAGAGAGACAGCUGAAAUCAACAGCAGACACAUUACUGUGAUCGACACUCCAGGACUGUUUGAUACUGAUCUCAGUAAUAAAGAAAUCCAGAGAGAAAUCAGCAACUGCAUCUCCAUGAUCCUGCCUGGACCACAUGUGUUUCUCUUACUGAUCCCAGUGGGACGAUUCACUCAAGAGGAGGAAAAAUCACUGAAGAUCAUCCAAGAGAUGUUUGGUGAAAACUCUUUAAAGUACACCAUAGUGCUCUUCACCAGAGGAGACUUUCUAAAGAACAAAAUCAUUGAACAGUAUCUGGGAGAACCUGGAUCUACCCUUAAAAACCUGACUGAAGCAUGUGGAAACAGAUUCCAUGUGUUCAAUAAUGAGACUAGAGACCGGACACAGGUGACUGAUCUACUGCAGAAGAUAGACAACAUGGUGAAGACAAACGGAGGGAGUUACUACUCAUGUAAGAUGUUCAGAGAGAUGGAGAGAGAACUACAAGAACAACAGAAGAACAUAUUGAUGGAGAAUGUGAGGCAAAUAAUCAGAGAAACAGAAGAACUGAUGAACAAACAUAAAGAAGAGAAAGAGAGGAUGAAGAUGAAGAUUGAGGAAGAAAGACAGAAUCAUGAGAAAGUGAGAAAGAUAAGAGAAAAAGAAUAUAAAAGAGACAUUAAAGAAAGAGAGGAGCAAGAGAGAAAGAUGAAAGAGGAGAUGAAGAGAGAACAAGAGGAAUGGGAGAAACAGAAACAACAGGAAAGUGCUACUAAGCAGGUGGUUAAGGAUGUGCUGUAUGAGGAGUUAGUGACCAGAGGUAUUUUGCCUGAUGAUUCACCGCCUGAUGUGUCAAGGGAGGAUGUAGCAGCUGGAGAGGCAUCUGCUUCUAGUCCAUAUCUUGCCACUGAAUAUCGACUAGAUCCGAUGAUUGAGGUUAAGUUAAAAGAGCUUGACUUGGAAUUAAAAAAACAAGAACAUGACAUUAAAGUAGUACAACUCCGUACUGUCGAAGUUGAGGCAGAUAGGGAUAUUAGGCUUAAAACACUUGAGAUUGAAGCUGAGAAUUUGCGGAGGAAGUCUGUUCAGCCUGUUCCCCUUCCACGUACGAGAGCUCCCUCUUCACCAGCAUUUGGUGUUGCCCAGUUACAAUCUAGUACCGUUAACUACGAUUCAGUGGGUGAUACCCAGUCAAACUUUGAUGUUGCAAAAAACAUUUUGGACUACGUGAGUGCUUUCCGGGAACGUCUCCAUAAAGCUUGUGAGGUGGCAAAGGCUCAUUUGGUGACCGCACAGUCCAAGAUGAAGUUGCGUUAUGACAAAACCAGUGUAAAACGUAUCUUCCAACCUGGUGAUUUAGUUUUAGUUUUGCUUCCUGUUCCAGGCUCAGCGCUGCAUGCUAAGUUUACAGGUCCUUAUGCCAUUGAUAAGAGACUUUCUGACACAGAUUAUGUGAUCUCGACUCCAGAUCGUAGGAGAAAGAGUAGAGUGUGUCAUCUGAACAUGUUAAAGGCUUAUGUCACAAAAGAAACCUCCAAAGCUUGUGUUGACACUGUUACAUCUGUAGUUGCUGCUACUGUGCUGUCUGCAGCAUAUUCUCCUGUGGAGGAUAACCUGAUUGUACAUGAAGACCGAAUGUCCUGUACACGUCUAGACAAUUCAGCGGUCCUGAAUGACUUGGAUGCAUAUCUUGCUCAUUUGCCAAAUGACCAGCGAACAGAUAUCAUUGAGUUAAUGAGUAGAUACCCUACCCUGUUCUCCGAUAUCCCCAGCCAGACUACCGUCCUCAUGCAUGAUAUUGAUGUAGGUAGCUCUGCUCCUAUAAAACAACACCCCUACCGUGUAAACCCUCAUAAACGUGAGAUAAUGAAGUCAGAAGUUGAAUACCUACUGCAACAAGGUUUUGCUAAGCCUAGCCAGAGCCCCCUGGAGUUCCCCAUGCUUGCUCGUUCCAAAGUCUAA